CGUGGGGCCUGCCUCAGGCGAGAACAACUACAUCUGGUGUCCUUUGCUCCUCUCCGACGAAAGCACCCAUUGCAGUCACAGACAGUCAUGUCUCUCUUCCGCCUUGCCACCUCCGCCACCCCGGCCAUCGCCCGCUUCGCCGCUGCCCGCGCCUACUCCACCCAGGUGAGCGGCCGCCUGGCCGAUCUCCUGCGUGCCGAGCACGACUACGAGACCAAGCACGUCGAGGAGCCCCCUGCCGUGCCCGAGGGCUUCUCCAUCGUCACCAAGCCCGGCUCGACCAACGUCAUGAUGACCUCCAAGUUCAACGACGAGGAGGUGCAGAUCUUCUUCCAGGUCGCCAAGCAGGACGAUCCGUCCGAGGGCAUGGACGACGAGGAGGGCGGCGAGCAGUUCAACAACCAGAACGUCCCCCACGCCCCGUUCGUGGCCAACAUCAUCCGCCGCGGCGGUGAGAACCCCGGUGUUCUGGCCUUCGAGCUGAUCGCCGACGACGGUGACAUCUACAUCGAUGGCAUCUACUUCGGCAAGGACAUCGACGUCAUGCUGAGCCGCGAGCUGAACGACGAGUACAAGCGCUCGCUCAUCUACUCCGGCCCCAACUUCAACACCCUGCCGGAGGAUCUCCAGCGCACCUGGUUCGAGUUCCUCGGCGAGCGCAAGAUCGACGCCGCCAUGUCGGACUUCAUUCCCCAGUACAUUGACUACAAGGAGAACAAGGACUACAUUGGCUGGCUCAACGACAUCAGCCGCUUCCUCAAGUAAGCACAAGUGCACACCAAGCAGCGCGCGCGUGUGUGUGGCUACCACCCUAUCUCCCUCCCUCUGUGGGCCCCUCCCCGCCCCCCUCCUGUCUGUGCCCUGGCGUCGGUGCGUGUGCGCCCGCCCGCGCCCGCCCGCCCGCCCGCCAGGGUGUGCAUGUCUGUCGAUGGCGUGCGGAGAAGAGAGGGGGCCGUCGCGCGUCGCGUCCCCUUCCCCCCUUCCAUGUGUGCGAGUGCGCACGUGCACCGCGCGCCUCCCUCCAAAAAUCCCCCCCUUUGCCCAUGACAUAAACCCGCAAUACCUUGUGUAUGUGCCCCGCAUGCGCGAAUGCGUAUCUCCCUUCCC
Fonticula alba is the source of this 1107-nucleotide messenger RNA. RefSeq lists its product as hypothetical. Lineage: Eukaryota; Rotosphaerida; Fonticulaceae. The record is from RefSeq and is a predicted model, not a curated record. Bases 88 to 765 code for a protein of 225 amino acids. Gene Ontology annotation, cellular component: mitochondrial matrix. The transcript has 3 exons.